CUAUCUAACACUAGGUAGCUUUCCUGCAUUGUUAAACUUAUCUGCCACUAAGGCUACUUACAUUUUUGCUUUGUUCAUUGCGGAUACGGAGUAUAUAAACUAGCUUCUUUGAACAACGUUUUUUCUUUGCAAUAUGGAGUUCGUGAAUGAAGAUAAUUUAAAAAUGUUCUUUUACAAGAACAGACUGGCCACUUAUUCGGGUUGGCCGUUUCAUGAAGAUUGUGCCUGCACGUCCGAAAAUAUGGCCAAAGCUGGUUUUAUCCAUGUUCCCACUGAGAACAGUCCAGAUGUGGCCCAGUGCUUUUUCUGCUACAAAGAACUGGAGGGCUGGGAGCCUCAAGAUGAUCCCGUGAAGGAGCACAAGGCUCACUCUUCAACUUGUCAUUUCAUUCUGCUCAAGAAAGCCGUGGAAGAUCUCACAGUUGAAGAGAUUCUCCGACUACAGAAGGAGAGGCAGAAAUUUCACCUUAAAAAGGUUUGCAACCAGACCAUUGAAAGAUUUGAAGAAGCUUCCAGGUCCCGAAGAGGAGUUUUCUUCGAGAUCGGCGAGUUCGCACGUCACCGUAGAGCACUGUGGCUAAUGGGGUUGAGAUCCAUGUGUCGGUUCUAAUAAGAAAGCUAUUAAAAGCACAGUGGUCUCGAAGUACUAGUCUGUUUACCUGGAUUGCAGUGCACAACACUACACGUAAGGCAUUGUGACUCAUCACAUUUUUGUUUUUGCUCCAGACUUGGUAUUUUUGCAUUUCCACGUGGUGGUGUUUUUUCCCCCUUUUAUGGUUGCUGUAGCAGUAGGUGCUGCUGUUUCUGAGGUGAGGUAUUUUACUGGAGAUGCUUUUAGAGGGAUUCACUGUGAUCUCGUGCUAGCACUUAAGCAGAUGUGCACCGUGUUCGACUUUUCCAGAUCUUGGGAUUAGUGUUUAGCUCAGUGCACAAAUGUGUUUCUUCUUGUUAUGUCUGAUGUUAAUGGGUUUUUGUCACUUAUUUCUGCAAUAAACCUUUAAGCAUGA
This is a messenger RNA of Electrophorus electricus (electric eel), 1007 nucleotides long. Its product is annotated as baculoviral IAP repeat-containing protein 5-like. The record is from RefSeq and is a predicted model, not a curated record. Lineage: Eukaryota; Metazoa; Chordata; Actinopteri; Gymnotiformes; Gymnotidae.